Lachnellula hyalina is the source of this 1164-nucleotide messenger RNA. RefSeq lists its product as uncharacterized. Lineage: Eukaryota; Fungi; Ascomycota; Leotiomycetes; Helotiales; Lachnaceae. The record is from RefSeq and is a predicted model, not a curated record. The coding region runs from base 1 to 1164 and encodes 387 amino acids. The transcript is spliced from 4 exons.
AUGUCCUCAUCUUACCACAAGUGCAACAAGGCCUUGGACGAUGCAACCUACACAUUGCAGACUGCUGCUGAAAUUGAACGUCUCUGCUCUCGGAUCAACGACGCGGCAGUCUGCAAGCAUGCUUCAAGUCUAAAUGGUGGUCGGAGUUGCACCAUCGAACAUUCUUCCACGAUUGGCCCUGGUGCUCUUAUGGGCAGCGCUAACUACCACGCCCGUAUUCGUUUCCACGAUGGCUCUCCUUCAUGGUUACUGCGCAUUCCACGUGUUGCUAGCUUCGCUGUUGGUCUUCCGUCUUCGCUAGUCGAGUACCUUGUACUCAGCGAAUAUGCAACCCUGAAGUUUCUUGAAACUACCGCAGUACCGGCACCUCGAGUAUUUAGUUACGGUAUAUGUGGCACUGAAACAGACCAUGGUACUGGCGUCAGCUUCAUUCUCAUGGAAGAACUACGGGGGACACCAUGGACAGGCCAGGGGGUGUCCGGCGGCAAAGCUAGUGAGAACGAAAAGGCAAAGGUCUGGAGCGGUCUUGCGGACAUUUUGAUGCAGUUGGAAAAACACACCCUUUUCCUAAAGCUGGUUCUCUGUCCGUUUGCUACAUCUACCGCCUAUUAUGCUGCUUUUGCUGAGCAUUACUUGGAGCUCAUCGUGGAUGGCCAGCUCUAUACCGAAUAUCCUAUCGAUGCUUAUCUAGUGUACCAGGAAAACCAAACGACAGAGAGAUUCUACUUGAAGCAUGUCGACGACAAAGGCGACCAUUUACUCGUCGACGAGCAGCUGAACAUUACUGGCGUUAUUGACUGGCAAAUGGCACGUAUUGUACCUCGACGGGAAGCUUUUGGACCAUCGCUUGUUACAGCAGAUAUGAACGCCUUGUGCAAUGGGAAAUUCUCACUGAGCCCCGACGAUCUUGUACUGGCUGAUAUGCUGCGGAAAAGAGGCCUAUCUGAUCUGGCCAGCAAUAUGAUUGAUGAAAAAGUCAGAAGAUUCUUUUUGGGCCUGGCCUUAGAACCAGAAUGGAAGUACGCCCUGCCGUUGGCAAAUGCAAUAUUGAAAGCGUUUGGGGCGGUGGAAGGUUGGUCGCAGUGGAAGGAGAGCGCGCUGAAAGAAUACGAGACUGAUGAACGCCUAAAGGGCCUCAUUGGUCGUUCUUCACAGAUGGGAUGA